Messenger RNA from Drosophila ananassae, 1737 nucleotides. It is a transcript of the gene Ugt302K1, whose product is annotated as UDP-glycosyltransferase UGT5. The record is from RefSeq and is a predicted model, not a curated record. Gene Ontology annotation, molecular function: UDP-glycosyltransferase activity. Lineage: Eukaryota; Metazoa; Arthropoda; Insecta; Diptera; Drosophilidae.
GCAUUUUCAGUGCCACCAGUAACGUGCUCAGAUCGAUUCGGUCCGAGGCUCUUCAUUUCGUUAGAAUGCGUAUAUUAACUUUGCUGUUGGGGAUUAUUCUUAGCUUGGGAUAUUCGAAUGGAUACCAUUUCUUGAUGGUCUUAAAUUCUCCUGGUCGAUCUCACUUUAAUGUAGGACAAGCAUUAGCCAAGGGCUUAGUGAAUGCCGGUCAUGAGAUCACAGUGGUCUCAGUGUUUCCACAAAAGAAGAAUAUUCCUGGUUAUCACGACAUAAAUGUGCCAAAUAUAAUAGCUGCUAUGAAGGGCGACAUUGCUGCCUUGUGGGAUUCGAUCAAUAAGCCUUUGACGCAGAAGCUUAUUGAUCACUAUCAAAUGGGUUUCCGACUCACAAGAGGUCUUUUUGUGGAUCCUAACUUUCAAGAUCUUAUAAAGAGCAAUCGAUCUUUUGAUGCUAUCAUCUGUAAAACAUUCUACAACGACGCCCACUAUGGAUUGGCAGAACAUUUCAACGCCCCUCUGAUAGGAUUAAGUACUGGAGGAGGGUUAACUUUUAUCACAGACAUGGUUGGCUCUCCAGCUCCAGCUUCUUUUGUUCCUCACAUAAUGUUGCCAUUCAAUGAUCACAUGUCACUCUACGAGCGUUUUAUGAAUGUUGCUUUUUUGGCCUUUGAAAGACUUUUACUCGACUACUACUACCUACCAGGGCAAGAGAAACUUUAUAAAGAGUUUUUCCCGGAAAAUAAGCACAACUUCUAUGAGAUGAGACGAAAUGCCUCACUGGUUCUGAUCAAUCAACAUGUGUCAUAGCUACCAGAAAAAAUAGAGAGAUUCCUGAAUGAAUCGGAUCACGGAGCCAUCUACUUUUCAAUGGGCUCUAAUCUUAAGAGUAAGGACUUGCCGCCAUCCAAGGUGGAGGAGAUCCUGACGGCCUUCCGAGGGCUGAAGCAGCGAGUUCUUUGGAAAUUCGAGUUGGACGAUCUACCUAACAAGCCAGAAAAUUUGUAUAUUUCCGACUGGUUUCCUCAAACUGAUAUACUGGCGCAUCCAAAGGUUUUGGCUUUUGUUACCCACGGAGGAAUGUUGAGCACCACAGAGUCCAUUUAUCAUGGCAAGCCAGUGAUUGGUUUGCCAAUCUUCAGUGAUCAGUUCUUCAAUAUGGCUCAUGCUGAGCAAGCGGGAUACGGUAUCAUGUUGGACUUUAAGAAUUUGAAGGCUAAAGAUUUCGGUGCGGCCAUCGAAAGUAUAGUUAGUGAUUCAACUUACACAGAAGUAGUUCGUGGCAUGUCCUUCAGAUAUCGCGAUCAGCAGCAAACGCCUCUGGAAAAUGCCAUUUAUUGGGUGGAGCAUGUGACCCGCCAUCAAGGAGCUGCUUAUCUCAAGAGUGCCGCCCAAAGGUUAAACUGGUGGCAGUACCAUAAUGUUGAUGUUUUUGCGAUUAUGUUUGCGAUUUUUAUAGUCCUACUAAUACUGCCAUUUUUUAUUUUGAGACUGACUAAGAGAGUUUUCUGUGUUAAUGGUAAAAAAGUACAAAAAUUUAAGCAAAAUUAAAACAAAAUAAAAUGGGUUAUUUCAUUUUAAAUUUUAAUGUUUGUUUUUUUUUAUUAAGUUGCAAAAUAUGAAAUGAAAAUGUUUAAAAUAAAAGUAACUUACCUAAAGGCUGUUUCGAUUCCAUUGUUCCACGUUCAUUUCCUCUCGAAACAAUUUACCGCUCAAAAGUAUGCUACAAAAAUGAUUUUCU